AUGGGCACAGUGUGGGAGAGCCAACAGACAGACGCUACAGUCACUGAGCCAGUCAGCUCCCAGGACACAGAACACACGGAGUUGUGGAACCUGCAAGCAGCUAUUGGAGCCUACUAUGAUUUUGAGAGUCCAAACAUCAGCGUGCCCUCUAUGUCCUUUGUUGAGGAUGUUACCAUAGGAGAAGGGGAAUCGAUACCUCCUGACACCCAAUUUACAAAAACGUGGCGGAUACAAAACUCCGGAGCAGAGGCCUGGCCACCAGGGGUUUGUCUCAAGUAUGUUGGGGGAGACCAAUUUGGACAUGUGAACAUGGUGAUGGUGAGAUCAUUAGAACCCCAAGAGAUUGCAGAUGUCAGCGUCCAGAUGUGCAGUCCCAGCAUAGCAGGAAUGUAUCAGGGACAAUGGCGUAUGUGUACUGCUACAGGACUCUACUAUGGAGAUGUCAUCUGGGUGAUCCUCAGUGUGGAAGUGGGAGGACUUUUAGGAGUAACGCAGCAACUGUCAUCCUUUGAAACCGAGUUCAACACACAACCGCACCGCAAGGUAGAAGGAAACUUUAAUCCAUUCGCCUCUCCGCAGAAGAACAGGCAACCAGAUGAAAACAACUUAAAAGACCCUGGGGGUUCCGGGCUAGGCACUAUCAGCAAAAACACAUGGGCUCCUGCUCCUGACCAAAUUGAACAAGAUCAAAACGGACUGUCACAAAACUCUGUAAAUCUCUCCCCCAGCAGUCACUCAAACAACUUAUCGGUAGUGACUUACAGUAAGGAACUUGGAUCUCCACCGGCCAACAGACCUUCAGACUAGAUCCUCUCCAUUGGGUUUCCACCCCAGCGGGACUCUACAGGUGUUUGGAUCCAGUUCUUACUCCCAUUCUAAUG
Molecule: messenger RNA, 881 nt
Organism: Gracilinanus agilis (Agile Gracile Mouse Opossum)
Lineage: Eukaryota; Metazoa; Chordata; Mammalia; Didelphimorphia; Didelphidae
Gene: ILRUN
Product: inflammation and lipid regulator with UBA-like and NBR1-like domains
Exons: 5
Coding region: 1-807 (268 amino acids)
Biological process (GO): macroautophagy
Cellular component (GO): phagophore assembly site
Molecular function (GO): ubiquitin binding
Source: RefSeq, a predicted model, not a curated record